Molecule: messenger RNA, 348 nt
Organism: Necator americanus (New World hookworm)
Lineage: Eukaryota; Metazoa; Nematoda; Chromadorea; Rhabditida; Ancylostomatidae
Exons: 1
Coding region: 1-348 (115 amino acids)
Source: RefSeq, a predicted model, not a curated record
AUGGUGGUGGACACCACCGACCGACCGACGGGCGGACGACGACGACGACACGCCGCACACCACAGACCGAAGCCAUGUGCGCGUGUGUGUUUGUGCGUAGUACACAACAAACCACGUUCACUACGUCCUCGUAUUCUACUCGAUCUCGAUAUUCCCGCCACCUCCACCGUAACCCUCGGGGGAUCACAGAUCGAUAUCGAUCAAUACGAUAGUGGCGGUGGCGACGACGACCGGAGAGAGAGAGAGAGAGAGACCCUAAAAAUAUCGGCGUGCGUAGCUAUUUCGGCUAUGCUUAUCAUCACGAGACCUUAUCAAGGUGAUUCUCGUUUCCGCGAAGGAGAAGCGUGA